AUGGCCAGCAAGCCUUCACGCCGGGCGCAGCUUCGCGGAGCCGACGGCGCGUCCCCUAGUGAGGGCGCCGAGGGAGCAGCGCUUCCGCCUUCGCUGUUCGCCAAGGGCCCCUUCCCCUUCCGCGCUGCCCUCCUCGCCUCCGCCGCUCCCGACUCGCUUCCGCCAGGCCCUGGCGGGGCAACGCAGUCGGCGGGCGUCGAGACGCCGGCGCAGCGCCGCCAAGCAGCCGCUCCGCCGUCGGACGGCGGUCGGACUGAAGCCGCCCAGUGCGCGGAGGGCGCGGAGGAGAGGGGCGCGAGUGACGGCAGCAAGGGCUUGGGCGGGCCGAGGCGAGGGCUGACGUGUUGGAGUUGCGGGGAGACGUUUGAUGACGUGGCGGAGCAGCGCGCGCACUUCAAGAGCGACUGGCACCGCCUCAACGUCAAGCGCCGGGCAUGUGGGCGCGCAGCGCUGUCGGAGGAGGCCUUUGCGGCGCUGCUGGACGCCAGGCGCGCGGGGGAAGGGGGGGGGAAUGGGGGGAGGAGCCGGGGCACGCAGGGCAGUGCGGAUGCCGGCGCUGCUGUGAGUGGCGGGGCGGGCGGGACAGCAGAGGAGCGGGGAGAGGGGGGGGAAGACGACGAUGACUGGUCGAGCAUUUCAGGGUCGGAGGACGAGCAGGGAGGGGAGGACGCGGACGAGGGGCAGCAGCAGCAGGGGGAGGGGAAGGUGGCAGGGGCAGGGCGGGGGGCGAAGGUGCACUUCGUGCUGCCCCACACGGGCGUCACUUUCGCCCUCUGGCGCACGCUCUUCCCCCCAGGUGCGCUCUUCCCCCCAGGUGCGCUCUUCCCCCCAGGUGCGCUCUUCCCCCCAGGUGCGCUCUUCCCCCCAGGUGUGUGCUUCCCCCCACUCUGCUCACCUCCCCAUUGUUCCCUGCUGUGCACUGCUCACUCUUCCCCCUGCCUGCCCAUUCCCCCCGCACUCCUCCCCUUCCCGCUGCUCGCCUCUGCCGCCCUGCCCCUGCCAGAGGAGGGCGCAGAUCUGCUGCAGGCGCUGGUGGCGCUGGGGGAGGGCGCAGGGGCGGCGCAUGGGGGAGCAUUCAGAGGAGGGGGGGACGGAAGCGCGGAGGCUGGGGAAACGGAUGGGGGAAGGAGCAAGAGGGGUGGGGGGGUGGAGUCAGCGAGGGGCAAGGCAGGCGGGGGUGCAGCACAGGUGCAGGCGGGGAGAGGAGGCACGCUGGUGGCGAAGUCGGGGGGUCAGGAGAGGGGCGGCGGGGGGCAAGGCGGGGAGCGCGUGUGGGUGGUGGUGCUGAGCUCGGGGGGGCACUUCGCGGGCGUGGUGGUGGACGCCGCCUCCCACGGCGCCGUGCUCGCCCACCGCUCCUUCCACCGGUGCGUGGCCUGGGGGGAGCAGGCGGAAUGCAGGAGGAGGAGAGAUGGGAAAGUGUGUGUGGCACACAUGCAUGGGUGGUGGGGCACACAUGCAUGGGUGGUGGGGCACACAUGCAUGGGUGGUGGGGCACACAUGCAUGGGUGGUGGGGCACACAUGCAUGGGUGGUGGGACACACAUGCAUGGGUGGUGGGGCACACAUGCAUGGGUGGUGGGGCACACAUGCAUGGGUGGUGGGGCACACAUGCAUGGGUGGUGGGGCACACAUGCAUGGGUGGUGGGCACACAUGCAUGGGUGGUGGGGCACACAUGCAUGGGUGGUGGGGCACACAUACAUGGGUGGUGGGGCACACAUGCAUGGGUGGUGGGGCACACAUGCAUGGGUGGUGGGCACACAUGCAUGGGUGGUGGGGCACACAUGCAUGGGUGGUGGGCACACAUGCAUGGGUGGUGGGCACACAUGCAUGGGUGGUGGGGCACACAUGCAUGGGUGGUGGGCACACAUGCAUGGGUGGUGGGGCACACAUGCAUGGGUGGUGGGCACACAUGCAUGGGUGGUGGGGCACACAUGCAUGGGUGGUGGGGCACACAUGCAUGGGUGGUGGGGCACACAUACAUGGGUGGUGGGGCACACAUGCAUGGGUGGUGGGGCACACAUGCAUGGGUGGUGGGCACACAUGCAUGGGUGGUGGGGCACACAUGCAUGGGUGGUGGGCACACAUGCAUGGGUGGUGGGCACACAUGCAUGGGUGUGGGGCACACAUGCAUGGGUGGUGGGCACACAUGCAUGGGUAGUGGGGCACACAUGCAUGGGUGGUGGGCACACAUGCAUGGGUGGUGGGCACACAUGCAUGGGUGGUGGGGCACACAUGCAUGGGUGGUGGGGCACACAUGCAUGGGUGGUGGGGCACACAUGCAUGGGUGGUGGGCACACAUGCAUGGGUGGUGGGCACACAUGCAUGGGUGGUGGGCACACAUGCAUGGGUGGGGGGCACACAUGCAUGGGUGGUGGGCACACAUGCAUGGGUGGUGGGGCACACAUGCAUGGGUGGUGGGCACACAUGCAUGGGUGGUGGGCACACAUGCAUGGGUGGUGGGCACACAUGCAUGGGUGGUGGGGCACACAUGCAUGGGUGGUGGGCACACAUGCAUGGGUGGUGGGCACACAUGCAUGGGUAGUGGGGCACACAUGCAUGGGUGGUGGGGCACACAUGCAUGGGUGGUGGGGCACACAUGCAUGGGUGGUGGGGCACACAUGCAUGGGUGGUGGGGCACACAUGCAUGGGUGGUGGGGCACACAUGCAUGGGUGGUGGGCACACAUGCAUGGGUGGUGGGCACACAUGCAUGGGUGGUGGGCACACAUGCAUGGGUGGGGGGCACACAUGCAUGGGUGGUGGGCACACAUGCAUGGGUGGUGGGGCACACAUGCAUGGGUGGUGGGCACACAUGCAUGGGUGGUGGGCACACAUGCAUGGGUGGUGGGCACACAUGCAUGGGUGGUGGGGCACACAUGCAUGGGUGGUACGUGGUGCGAGCCAAGGCGGGCGGGCGGCAGGCAACGAGGGACGGAGCGGGCAGAGCGCCGCAGUCAGCGGGGGCCAGUCUGAGGCGCUACAACGAGGCGGCUCUUGUCAAGGACAUCCGAGCCCUGCUGCAGCACUGGCAGCCCUACCUGGCGCGCGCACAGUUCAUCUUCGUACACGCCACCGCACUCAACCGCGCUGCACUCUUCGGCACCGCGGCAGAGGCUCACGCUAGUCGGGGCACAGGGGGGGCUGUGGCGGGGCUGCUGGCGGCGCGCGACCCGCGCGUGCGGCGCGUGCCCUUCCCCGUGCGCCGCCCCACCGUCAAGGAGGCGUUGCGCGUGGCGCACUCCCUGGCACACGUGCACGUGCUGGGGGGGGCGCAGGGGGAAGAGGGCGGGGCGGCGGGAGUGGAGUGUGGGGAAGGGGAAUCGGGUGCUGUGGGUGGCGGCAAGGGGGUGGCGGCAGUGAGGGCGCGGGAAGAAAGGGCAGAGCAAAGGGAGGCGGUGCAGGGAGAAGACAGGGGGCUGGAAGACGGGAUGCAGGACACAGGAAGAGACGGAGAUGGGCAUGUGGAGUUGCAGGGAGAUGGGGAAGGGCAGGAGAGAGGAGAGGCGAGUGGGGCCAGUGGAGGGGAGGUGGAGGAGAAGGAGGCAGCGGGGCAAGGAUGGGUGAGAACGGCACUCCAUGUGGCAGCUGCUGCAGGCAACCACGCGGAGGUGGCUCGCCUGCUGCAGCAGGGCAGUGACCCCACGGGGCGGGACGGCAGGGGGCGAGUGGCGUACGUGGUGGCGGCCAACAAGGCCACGCGGGACGCCUUCCGCCGCCACAUGGCAGCCCACCCGCAGCAGUGGGACUGGCACGCCGCUGCUGUGCCCAGCGCCCUCACUGAAGAGCUCCAGGCCUCCCAGGCCGCCCGCCAGGUGGGGGGGGGAAUGGUGGCGGAGAGGAAUGAGAGCAGAGCAGCGCGGUGGCACAACCAUUCUCAUGUGAACUCCUCCCCCCUGAUGCCUCAUGCCUGUUUCCCUUCCUUCCGCCAUCCUCAUCCGUGCACCUCUCUCCCGUCCUUGCAACGCAUCUCUGUGUGUGCAACCGUGCCUCGCCCCUCACCCCUCCCCCCACCAACCCCGUGCCCCGAGCAGCAGCAAGCCCUCCACCAGAGCGCGCCACCAGCGCCAUCGUCGACACGCGCAUCGCCUGCAGAGACUGUAAGGCGCAUGCCUCCAUGCUGCCUUCCUCUCCCUCUCUGCGUGCUUCCUUUCGCCCUCCAUGUGCUGCACUGCACGUGCCUCCGGUCACUGUGUCGCCUUGAGUCUAACCACUGCCUGCUCAAGCCUCCUGCAGCCACUCAUGCAAAUGCUGACGAUUUUGUUCCGUGGCUUGGUGACGCGCCUGCACGCAUGUACCGUAUCUGUGCUGUGCUGUGUGGUGUGCAGGAGGAGCAGAGGAGGGCGAGGGAGAGGGAGGAGAGGGCAGCAGCGGCGGAGAGGCGUGUGCAGCAGCUGGCCGGGGGCACCGCUGCGCCUACCACCGCCCACCAUGCCUCCCCCGCCAGCACUGCUGCAGGCAGCUGCUGCGACUCGUGUGGAGCAUCGCUGGCGGGCAGGACGCCCUUCUCCCGCCUCGCCUUCAACUACUGCACCACUGCAUGCGUGCGCGCUCACAAGACCGUCCUUGACGCCCUGUAG
Messenger RNA from Closterium sp. Naga37s-1, 4578 nucleotides. The record is from the annotation of a GenBank genome assembly. Lineage: Eukaryota; Viridiplantae; Streptophyta; Zygnematophyceae; Desmidiales; Closteriaceae.